GUGCCCACGGAAAAUAUUUCUUUCAACAAAGUCCCGGUUGGAAAAAUGAGUCUGUCAUCCCCUCGGUAGGGCAGCAUGGUCGAAAGAUUCGGCUUUUGAAACAACAGCUUCGGUAUCCCACUCUUUCAGAGCCUAGGCCUUCGGCUUCACUUUGUCGAGGAAAUCGCUCCACCUCUAUUUACUAGCUUUAGGAACAAGAAGGUUGCUGUAGAACCACAUAGCUUGCGGUCACCAGUCCUUUGGCCUUAUAAGGUUCCGGUCCGAACCGUGGAUUUUCAAAUUUCAGCUCUAAUCCAACUCCUACUAGGAGAAGGACUCCAAUACACGACAAAAUAAAAAAAGAAUCAAUAUCUUCCAUAACCGAAACUCUUCUUAUAGAAAAUGGAUCCACCGUGAUUUCCUGUCAUAAUUAAAUAGUAAAGGUGUAUUACAUACAAUUCAGAUAUGGAGAAACCAGGAAUUGCUUUAAAUACGCAAGUCUCUUCUUCUCUUCAACAUCGCCUUCCAAGUAUUCGACACAAUACUCAGCAGGAGCCGCAGCAGCAGCACAAUGACAGGUUUCUGCAAUUUGCUCAUCUUGGCCUUGAUAAACAUGGUCUCUGCAGUGUGUAAUAAUUCUCUUGAUGUAAGAAUUACAGAGGAAGAAGAAGUAGAAGAAGUAACAGAAGACAACCAAGUUGGGUCUGAAGUUUGGAACUUUAAGCUAGAUGAACUGAAGUUAGCAUGUGGGUAUAGAUUUUCACCACAUGAUUCUGAGCUAAUUGUUCAUUAUCUUCUAAGGAAGAUCUUGGGUCAGCAACUUCCUGUAAAUAUAAUUCCAGAGAUUGAUCUCUACCAAUAUGAUGCUGAUCAACUUCCCAUUAGCGAAUUCAAACAUGGCAAGCCAGGUGAAGCAUAUUUUUUUACUCGUGUAGAGAGAAGAUAUUCAAGAGGAUCAUCCUGGAAAAGGACUACAAAGACAGGUUUCUGGAAGGCUACAGGUUCGGAUGUACAGGUAGAAUACAAAAAUAAAGUUAUUGGUUUGAAGAAAACAAUGGUUUUCUACUGGGGAAAAGCACCAGUUGGGGAGAAAAGCCCCUGGAUUAUGCAUGAAUACAGAGUCCAUCCCAAUUUUUUUUCUCAGGAUGAUGAGUAUGACAGGUUCAAGUCCAUGUUGGAGAGCUACGUGGUCUGCAGAAUUCGUAGCAAAGGCGAAGAUUCUGACUCUGAGAGCAAAAGUUUUAGGAGGAAGGCAGGAAAAAAGAAUAGAAAAUUUAAGUAAAUGAGAUUAUGUUUAGCAUUUUUUUUUUGUGAGAGAGAUGAUAUGUAGCAUAAGGAAACGACUUCAAGGUUUCUUUGUACCUACACAAUUGUUUCUGUACAUUAAGUUAACAAUAGUUUAACUUAUAAUUUUGCAAUAAAAAGAUCCC
Messenger RNA from Manihot esculenta (cassava), 1409 nucleotides. Its product is annotated as NAC domain-containing protein 96. Gene Ontology annotation, molecular function: DNA binding. The transcript is spliced from 3 exons. Lineage: Eukaryota; Viridiplantae; Streptophyta; Magnoliopsida; Malpighiales; Euphorbiaceae. The coding region runs from base 551 to 1261 and encodes 236 amino acids. The record is from RefSeq and is a predicted model, not a curated record. Gene Ontology annotation, biological process: regulation of DNA-templated transcription.